Molecule: messenger RNA, 4746 nt
Organism: Polyodon spathula (Mississippi paddlefish)
Lineage: Eukaryota; Metazoa; Chordata; Actinopteri; Acipenseriformes; Polyodontidae
Gene: eps15l1a
Product: epidermal growth factor receptor pathway substrate 15-like 1a
Exons: 25
Coding region: 26-2794 (922 amino acids)
Biological process (GO): endosomal transport; endocytosis
Cellular component (GO): plasma membrane; cytoplasm; clathrin coat of coated pit
Molecular function (GO): cadherin binding; calcium ion binding
Source: RefSeq, a predicted model, not a curated record
GCGCGCUCCCGUGGCAAUAGGGAAGAUGGCGGCGCUCACGUCUCAUACGCAGCUUUUAAGUGGGAACCCAGUGUACGAGUCCUAUUACAGACAGGUAGAUCCUGGGAAUACUGGCAGAGUGGGGCCGACAGAAGCUGCUCUAUUUCUAAAAAAAUCUGGGCUGUUAGAUGGCACUUUGGGAAAGAUCUGGGAUAUGGCAGACCCAGACGGAAAGGGCUACCUUGAUAAACAGGGUUUUUAUGUUGCUUUACGACUGGUAGCAUGUGCACAGAGUGGCCACGACGUAAGCCUAACCAGCUUAUUGCUCACAGUCCCACCACCAAAUUUCCACAAUACUAGCAGUCCCUUGUUAACUGCAGGUCCUCCAACAGGGGAUUCACACUGGGCUGUAAGGCCGGAAGAGAAGGGAAAGUUUGAUGGUAUUUUUGAAAGUCUCUUGCCGAUUAAUGGUCUCCUGUCUGGGGACAAGGUGAAACCAGUACUAAUGAACUCAAAACUACCUCUUGAUGUGUUGGGCAGGGUUUGGGACCUUAGCGACAUCGAUAAAGAUGGACACUUGGACAGAGAUGAGUUUGCUGUGGCAAUGCACCUGGUCUAUAGAGCUCUUGAGAAGGAGCCCGUCCCAUCUGUCCUAAACCCUUCUCUCAUACCCCCCUCGAAGAGGAAGAAAACGGCAGCUGCUCUUCCAGGCUCUGUCCAAGUACUUCCGGGUGCAGUCCCAGUUCUCCCUGCAAGCCCGCCACCGAGAGAUAGUCUACGCUCCACGCCGUCCCACGGCAGCAUGACCAGCCUGAACAGUGCAGGGAGUUUGUCACCAAAACACUCGUUGAAGUCUGCACAGCAAUCCGCAAACUGGGUAGUGCCAGCAGGUGACAGAGGAAGAUACGAUGACUUUUUUCUCAAAACAGAUGUCGACUUGGAUGGUUUUGUCAGUGGCCAUGAAGUCAAAGACAUCUUUAUGCACUCCGGGCUUCCUCAGAACAUCUUGGCACAUAUAUGGUCCUUGGCUGACACGCGGCAAAUGGGGAAGCUGACAAGAGAGCAGUUCUCUUUGGCUAUGCACCUCAUUCAGCAGAAAGUCAGCAAAGGGAUUGACCCUCCUCAGAUCUUGACUCCAGACAUGAUCCCACCCUCUGAGAGAAGUACCCCGGUCUCUGACAGUGCGAGCUCUGUUGGCUCAGGAGAGUUCACUGGAAUUAAAGAACUGGAUGACAUUAGCCAGGAAAUUGCACAGCUGCAGAGGGAGAAGUAUGUCUUGGAUCAAGACAUCCGAGAAAAGGAGGAAUCAAUCAGACAAAAAACCAAUGAGGUUCAGGAAUUGCAAAAUGAUUUAGACCGGGAAACAAGCAGUCUGCAAGAACUAGAAGCUCAAAAGCAAGAUGCUCAAGAUCGCCUGGAGGAGAUGGACCAGCAGAAAGCGAAGCUCGAAGACAUGCUGAACGACGUGAGGCAGAAGUGCCACGAGGAAUCUCAGAUGAUUUCGUCAUUGCAAAUGCAGAUUCAUUCUCAGGAGUCGGAUUUCCAGUCUCAGGAAGAGGAGCUAAGCCGGGCGAAAGCUGAACUGAACCGCCUGCAGCAGGAGGAGGCGCAGCUGGAGCAGAGCAUCCAGGCUGGCAAAGUGCAGCUCGAAACCAUCAUCAAGUCCCUGCAGUCAACGCAGGACGAGAUUAACCAGGCCAGGAGUAAGCUCUCCCAGCUCCAGGAUAGCCAACAGGAGAUGUGUAAAAACAUUGAGCAGUACAACAAUGCACUCAGUGGGACUCACGGGGGAAGCAUGACUAACCUUGCUGACAUGAGUGAAGGAGUUCCUGAGAGAGACAAUGGAGGCUUUGGAGCAGUGGAGGAUCCCUUCAAGGCAAACACUCCAGUGUUCAGUAACAGUGUCCAUGAGCUGCGCACAGACCCGUUUCAGUCCGAGGACCCAUUCAAAACCGAUCCGUUUAAAGGUGCAGAUCCCUUUAAAGGCAGUGACCCAUUUCACAAUGACCCUUUUGCAAAGCAGCCACCAGCCACAGCAGAUCCUUUUGGUGGGGACCCUUUUAAAGAGAGUGAUCCGUUCAAGACCUCCCCGGCAGAGGAUUUCUUUAGAAAACCGACCAAGACCGACCCUUUCACAUCAGCGGAUCCUUUCAGUAAAAGUGCGACGCUUCCCUCAAAGUCUGCUCCAUUUGCCAGCAGUGAUCCUUUUGCACCUACAAACACACCACCAAAAGGACCAGAUCCAUUUGGAACUCUAGACCCGUUUGGGAGUAGUGUCUUUGGAAGCGGUAGUGGGUUUGCUGACUUCAGUCAAAUGUCAAAGAGACAGACCUCUCAUUCAGACCCCUUUGCUUCCUCGUUUGGUGGCCCGGGAUUCUCUGAAGAUCCUUUCAGGGGCAAGACUGACAUGCCAACCCUACCACCCAAGAAAAAUGUACCCCCCAGGCCUAAACCACCCAGCGGUAAAAGUACUCCAGUAAACCUGCCUGGGUCAGGAGAUUCCUCCAAGUCCAGCGACCCUUUCCAGCCCUUUGGCGCUGAAGACAGCGACCCAUUUCAAAGUAAAAAGGGGUUUGGAGACCCAUUUAGCGGCAAAGAUCCUUUUGCUCCUUCCUCCUCAAGUAAAGCUUCUAAAGACUCUGCCUUGGGUUUUGCAGACUUCAGUUCUCUUGGAAAUGAGGCCCAGCAGCUGGCGUGGGCGAAGCGGGAGAGCGAGCGCGCGGAGCAGGAUCGGGUAGAGAGGCUGCGCAGACAGGAGCAGGAGGACCUGGCGCUCGCCAUCGCUCUCAGCAAGGCAGAGAUGUCAAAUGCAUGAGCCGCUCGGAGCCAACGCAUCAACCUGCAAAGAAAGAGGAAAAACUUUUUUAAUAUGGACGAUACCGGACUCUCUGUGUGUGUACGUGUUAGUCAAGAGUUGAAUAACAAUUCCUAAGUGAGCUGAAAUCUAAAAAGGAUUUUGGUUGGUUUUAUUGUGUUUAGGGAGGGUGAUGGGGUUGGCUUGGGAAUGAAGUGAUGCACUGUAAAUGCACUGUACAAACCUGUACCAUAGACGUUUUAAGGCCAAUUUAUUUAAGAUAUGGAAUCUCAAGUAACAUAAACUGGAAGGCAGGGGUUAAAGAACAAGGUCAGGAUUGAAAUGCUUUUGGUUAAAAAUUUUAAAAGCCCGUUAUCAGUAAGUUGACAGCAGAACAUCUAAAGUUUCCUUGACAGAUUAGUAAAAAAAAAACAAAAACUGGAAAGUGUUUGCAAAACAAAAACAAAAUACUGGCAUAUCUAUUUAUUUAACAUUAGUAACAUUUGAUUACUAGUGUGUGUGUUUUUUUGUUUUUUUUAAUGCUUUACACUCCCAAGGAUUUGGCUGGUUUUGUUAAGAGAUCUGAACUUUAGCAUUUUGUUUGAUUGGGAGCAAUGACCAAUGCCUUUUAACACUCUGUGGUACUAGAGUCAAUAAGCACAGGCUGCAGCCGAGUUCUUGAGCAUUAUUUUGUAUCGGACUGUUUCUGAUUAACUCGGAUAUUUGGCCAAAUACUGUGCACCAAACAGGCAAGAAGCGUCUGUUGUUUUUUUUUCUAGAUGCUAUUCCAUUUAAAAAAAAAAAAAAAAAAAAAAAAGGAAAUUUAUUUGAAUGACAAGUCAUGUUUUAUGUACGUGAGUUCAUUUGACAAGGAACAGCUAAUGCUUACCUGCUCAGAAGGGGGAAAAAACAACCUUCAGAAACUGAUGUUUACCAUUUGCUGUGUUUGUGGUGUUCUAUGACAGUGUCCAAUUUAUAAAUGGAAGGGUUCAUGGUAAUUCAUUGUCAUGGUUGUAUUGGUUCAGUUUUUAUUGAAUUGCAACGCAAAAGAAUAGCUGUGAAGUAGCAAGGUGCUGUCCCUGGGAGGUCUUGAUAAUUAAGAUGUCUUUUUAUUGUUUUUGUGUAGGUUUUUAGUAGUAUCGUCCUUGCUAGUUUAGUCAUUGGGUUGCAUUUAGUUAUGCCUGUGUAGUUAGCUGGGAUUUUUUUUUUUUUAAGUUUACUAGCACAGCAUUGCUGUAUCUCAGUACCCUGUGCUUCAUAUGAACAGUAUUUUAAGCUGUUCAUUGACAUAUCAAGUUUCAAAAUUAGUCCAAUUCUGAGAAUAACUUCUGAUGACCUUGAAUUAUUGUAAGUUUGUCAGUGGUUUAAGUUCACACUAAUGUACUGUAUAUAUCUUCCAUUGAUUUUUCUAGUCUUUGUGGUGUUUUAAUCACAAUCCUCCUUUAAGCACCCCUUUUGGUUUUGUGCACUUUCCUAUAUAAACUGGACACUGUCUCAGAUACAUAAAGGUCUUUUGGUGGUAUUUUUUUUCAGUCGUAUGUUUCGUUAACUUUGCAAGAGGUGUGAUUUGGAUUUCAGUUGUUGCUCACCCCAGUGCCCACGAUUUUAAUUAAGAUGAAUAUUAAUUUGAGUCCCCCACCCCCCCCCAUAGUGCAGUAGUCGUCCUUUCUUGCUUUUUGUGUUUACUGUCGAGUGCAGUAUUUUGUAAUAGUAACAAACACACGUUCCAUUUUGUAACAAAUGUGCAUUCACUGAAACAGCAUUGUUCUAACUGCCAGAAAUGGGGUGUCUACCACACUCUGACAGCAUGUGUUUUAAAUGAUCUGACUUUACUGGGAUUUGACAGUGUGUGAACUCUAAAGCCUAAAGCAUUCCCAAUAUCCUGUUUCACCUGCCUUAGUCUUAUUUUAUGUAUAAAGAAAGGGAGUACCAGAAAUAUAAAUAAAUGUUGGAAGCUGUAUUCCUGAAAUGCA